Molecule: messenger RNA, 767 nt
Organism: Benincasa hispida (wax gourd)
Lineage: Eukaryota; Viridiplantae; Streptophyta; Magnoliopsida; Cucurbitales; Cucurbitaceae
Product: large ribosomal subunit protein eL34
Biological process (GO): translation
Cellular component (GO): ribosome
Molecular function (GO): structural constituent of ribosome
Source: RefSeq, a predicted model, not a curated record
CAACUUCCUCCGCCAAAUUGCAGCUCCUACUGCCGCGAUUUUUCUCAGAGACACAUAGAGCUCAACUCAAGCUUAAUCGAAGAUGGUGCAGCGACUUACUUACCGUAAGCGCCACAGCUACGCCACCAAAUCCAAUCAGCACCGCGUUGUCAAAACCCCCGGUGGAAAAUUGAUCUAUCAAACCACUAAAAAGAGAGCCAGCGGCCCCAAAUGUCCUGUUACGGGGAAGAGAAUCCAAGGGAUUCCCCACUUGAGGCCUGCUGAAUACAAGAGGUCUAGACUGGCUAGGAACCGUAGAACCGUUAAUCGAGCAUAUGGUGGUGUGUUGUCAGGAAGUGCUGUGAGGGAAAGGAUUAUUCGGGCUUUUCUCGUAGAAGAGCAGAAGAUUGUGAAAAAGGUAUUGAAAAUCCAGAAGGCAAAGGAAAAGUUAGCUGCCAAGAGUUAAGAUGUGAUUAGGUAAAAAGAAGGGGUAAAAAAGAAACAACCUUGGAACUGCUCUGGUUUAGAAGUGUUUUGAGUUGAAUUUAAGAAUUUUAGUGUUGAUAGUGAGUAGGUGUUUCUUCUUUUGCUUAAUUGGAUCAUCACAUUUUCAUUCUUCACUUUGUUGACAAAUCAAUUCCCGAGAUCUUGUUUUGUGAUAUUGUGUAUCUACUAUGACAAUGUUGGGAUGUUAUUUUUUAACUCCCGUUUUAAAGAUUUUUGUAUUAUGUUGCUGAAUCUUAUAUGAUCUAUCUUGUGGAAUUGACAGUAGAAUAGAAUUUCUCUGA